AUGAAACGACUCGGAGUAAUGGCAGAUAAGCCGAAGCCAGCGGCUUUCGCGGACUUCUCUCAAUCCGAGAACAAAGGACUUCAGAUGGGUCAGAAUUAUGGCAACCUGGAGGCCUCAUUCUACAGCGACUCUAUCCAAGGAAUUAACAUUGCGGCAGGAGCCUCCAUAUAUAUGGGUGAGAAGAAGACUGUUGAAGGUAAGCUACUCGACAUCCUUGUUGCAGGCGAUGGCAGGGAUAGAUGCGACAUCAGCCGACCAGAACCGGGAACGUGCGAAUGGAUCUUCGAGCACGAGGCGUUUCGUCAUUGGAUUGCGACGGACUCUGCGACACACACGCCGUUGUACAUUCAGGGGAUUCCCGGAAGCGGUAAAAGCGUGUUAUUGAAAUUCCUCACCAAAGAGCUUGAAAAACGGAUGCGCGUCAGGACACUAUCUGCAUCUUCUCCGGUCCAGGAAGCGCUGCCCGUGGAGUUGGGUGUCCUGGGGAAGACCAUUGCGGUGGUAUGUUUCUGUGACGAUAAAAACGAAAUGCGACAGAAGCCGACAUGGAUUCUGAGGACUCUUCUAUACAAAAUAUUUCAACAGAAGCGGAGUUUGGCCAAGUAUGCGUUGAAUCAUUUACAGAACGCUGAAGACCUUGACAGCCCGGGAGCAGAUCCGGAUGAAUUCCAUUCGGUCGAAAUCUUGCAGAAGAUUCUCGAAGAUAUAGCUCUAGACCCAGACCUAGAGGUUCUUUACUUCAUCAUCGAUGGCUUAGAUCAGUGUGGGCCUCAUCUUCCCGCAGUUGUGCGUCUUAUCAGUGAGGUUUCCACAAGAGUCAAUAGAGAAGCCAUUUCACGAGGAGCAAAUUUUAGCCUGCGCUGUAUCAUUUCUGAUCGAGGCAGUAAGAUUAUCCGCGACAAAUUGCUUCCCCAGUACAUCAUCGACAUUCCCAAGAAUAACAAGCAUGAUAUUGACAAAGUCACGGAAAAGAAAAUCAAAGAUAUCCAAGACUAUCGAGAGUUCUCCGAUGAUGUUCUCAAGUCCACCACAGACGUACUGAAAGAAAGUUGUAAAGGCAUGUUCAAGUGGCUUUCAUUAGUCUUGGAGGACCUGAGCACUUGGGACGGUACCUGGACCGAGAUAAAAGUCAAGGAGAGAUUACACAGCAUCCCUUCAGAUGUAGCGGCAUACUACAAAAAGAUGCUGGAACGGCAGCAUCAAGAUUCUGUCGUCACACUGCGCACAUUGUUAAUGUGGGUAUACUUCGCAUGCCGACCGCUUACACUGCAAGAAUUGAAUGCUGUAUCGACUCUGGAAGAGAAAAAGACAUAUACUGGCGGGGCGAGGACCGAUGAAGAGAAUGACGUGUUGCAGCGUCGCAUUGAAAACAAUUGGAGUGCACUAUUUCUAAUCCACGACGGCACAGUUCACUUGAGUCACCAAUCGGUCAAGGAUUUCUUGUCAGAGGUCUUUAGUGAUGCGGGUGAGAAAAAGUAUGAAGGAUAUGGGAUGUGUAAGUCAGAGGCACAUCGACAAAUGGCAGCUGCUUGCUUGACGUAUCUCCAGAUCCCCAAUGUCAAUGAGCGUGAAGUUCCCAAGCCUCCUGUCGAUAAUAAAGGUAUGAUAGAUGAGACGCAGCUUAAAAUCGUGAAAGAGAACUUCCUUGAAGGCUUCCCAUUCUUACAGUAUGCUGUCGAGUCUUUGGGUCACCACCUCCGAGAGAGCCAAAUUCAAGACGAAACGGAUGUCCCAGGCAUGAAGGAAUUCUUCAGCGCGAACUCGGCAGCAUUAUUGAGCUGGGUCCGCUCAUAUGAUCUCUUGAAGCGAUGGACAAGUGGAAAAUAUUCCGGAUUCUCCACCAGUACGAGCUUGCUGUUCGUGGCGGCACGACUCAAUCUUCCCUGGCUAGCCAACCGCGCAACAACAUGGAAAUCUAUUGGGUCUCUUCCCGUUGAUGUGCGUGCUCCGGAUAUGUCCGGCUGGAGUGCUAUACAUCUCGCUGCUGAUUCAGAGGCAACGGACAUGGUAGCUUGGCUACUGGAGAACAAUGCAUACGUGCAUGCUGAAACAAUGGGAUACGCACAUCCGGGUCGUACGGCACUACAUUUUGCUGCUUCCAAACGAUCUGAUGCUGGGCCUCAGAUGGUUCAAAAGCUGCUUGAUGGGGGUGCAAAAGCGACAGCACAAACGAGGCAAGGUGGAAAUACGCCUCUUCACUAUGCUGUCGAUGGUCGCUCUGUUGCAACUGUACAGGCCUUGCUAGCAGCUGGCGCCGAUGCAAACACCACAAACGGCUCUGGCAUUACCCCUCUUCACAAGGCAGUCGCUAUUCCUGGACUGGAGGAGGUUGUGGAGGCACUGCUCAAAGGUGGAGCAGACCCGAACAAGAAGACCAGCAUUGGUACAGUGUCUGCAGUUCGGGCGUUGUCAAAUCUGAAAGUCUCUCGGAAUAUGUGGCAAGAUACUUCUGAUGCUAGUGUCUCGCAGAGCCCGCUACAUAUCGCAGUAAAUGCAAAGGAUGGAGAACGGAUUGUCGAUAUUCUCCUUAAACAAGGCGGAGCCGAUCCAAACUGUCGAGAUGGUGCUGGACGGACUGCACUCCAUGUUGCAGUGGCGAGGACGAAUGCUGAGGCAAUCACACAGCUACUGAUCGAUUCUAAUAGUGACGUUAAUGCGCAGGAUAUGGACGGCAAAACACCCUUACUUGUAUUUCUUACGGCGGCAGCACUGCAAACAGAACAUCAGUCGCAGCUUACAUCGGAACUUGACAUCCAGGGGUCACGGGAACGACUUCUCGAUAUUCUGCUAUCGGCAGGAGCAGACCCGUCAGUCGAGGCAAAAGACAAAAAGUCACCGAUUAAUUUUGCCACAGAAGCAAAAUUGCAAUGGGCGAUCAAAAAGUUGGAACAAAAGCUCCAAAGGACUGGAAAUCGGAAUCAUGACUCCAAGCAACAGCCUGAACCUGCCAAUGGCGAAAUUAAUGCGAAAAAGGGCUUUCUAGACACCCAAGCGUCCCGAUGGAUACCCAAGAGAUCUUGGUCAUGA
Talaromyces amestolkiae is the source of this 3027-nucleotide messenger RNA. RefSeq lists its product as uncharacterized. The coding region runs from base 1 to 3027 and encodes 1008 amino acids. NCBI's taxonomy places the organism in Eukaryota, Fungi, Ascomycota, Eurotiomycetes, Eurotiales, Trichocomaceae. The record is from RefSeq and is a predicted model, not a curated record. The transcript has 4 exons. Gene Ontology annotation, molecular function: protein binding.